Messenger RNA from Syngnathus typhle (broad-nosed pipefish), 2744 nucleotides. It is a transcript of the gene chrna6, whose product is annotated as cholinergic receptor, nicotinic, alpha 6. Gene Ontology annotation, biological process: regulation of membrane potential; signal transduction; chemical synaptic transmission. The record is from RefSeq and is a predicted model, not a curated record. Bases 98 to 1657 code for a protein of 519 amino acids. The transcript is spliced from 8 exons. Gene Ontology annotation, cellular component: synapse; neuron projection; postsynaptic membrane. Gene Ontology annotation, molecular function: transmembrane signaling receptor activity; acetylcholine-gated monoatomic cation-selective channel activity. NCBI's taxonomy places the organism in Eukaryota, Metazoa, Chordata, Actinopteri, Syngnathiformes, Syngnathidae.
ACCUGGCAAAUCCACAACGACGCUCCUGGACGAGAGACACGAGCACAGUCAGAAAUCAGAAAGCUGCAGGACGCAGCAUAAAAUAAACAAAUGAAAGAUGCAUCCAGUUGUAAAAUGGACUUGGGUUCUUCUUCUUGGAGGUUUGGUGACCCAAGAUUGCCUUGCAUCUAAAGCAGAAGACCGCCUCUUCAGGAAGCUUUUUAGGAGAUACAACCAGUUCAUCAGACCAGUGGAGAACGUCUCAGACCCUGUCACGGUGGAGUUUGAAGUCUCCAUCUCACAGCUGGUCAAAGUUGAUGAGGUCAAUCAGAUCAUGGAAACAAAUUUAUGGCUCAGGCAUAUUUGGAAUGAUUACAAGCUGCGAUGGAUGCCCGAUGAGUUUGAUGGAAUUGAGUUCAUCCGAGUCCCAUCAAAUAAGAUCUGGAGACCUGACAUUGUUCUCUACAACAAUGCUGUUGGGGAUUUCCUGGUAGAGGACAAAACCAAGGCACUGCUGAAGUUUGAUGGUACCAUUACCUGGAUUCCUCCUGCAAUUUUCAAAUCCUCCUGCCCUAUGGACAUCACCUACUUCCCAUUUGACUAUCAGAACUGCUCAAUGAAGUUUGGCUCAUGGACUUAUGACAAAGCCAAGAUUGACCUUGUACUUAUUGGAUCUAAGGUCAACCUCAAAGACUUCUGGGAGAGCGGUGAGUGGGAGAUCAUUGAUGCUCCAGGCUACAAGCACGACAUCAAGUACAACUGCUGCGAGGAAAUCUACCCGGACAUCACUUACUCCUUCUACAUCCGUCGACUGCCACUCUUCUACACCGUCAACCUCAUCAUCCCCUGCCUCCUCAUCUCUUUCCUCACAGUGCUGGUUUUCUAUCUCCCGUCUGACUGCGGAGAGAAGGUCACGCUCUGUAUCUCCGUCCUGCUCUCCCUCACUGUAUUUCUACUCGUGAUCACCGAGACCAUCCCCUCCACAUCUCUGGUCAUCCCGCUGAUUGGAGAGUAUCUGCUCUUCACCAUGAUCUUCGUCACCCUCAGCAUUGUCAUUACGGUUUUCGUCUUGAACGUGCACUACCGCACACCCAUGACGCACACCAUGCCCGGAUGGGUGCGGACAGUGUUUCUUAAAGUGCUGCCGAGGAUUAUGUUGAUGCGGAGACCAACUGAUGAAGUCAGCAAGGCUGGAGGGUUGGAAAACAGUGGGGAGGCAGGAGGAGCUGGAGGGGGAGGAGGAGGCGGUGGAGUCAAGAAGAGGAAGAAUAACUUGACACAGGUUGGUGGCGGUUCCCUAAAUUGUCUAGAGAUUGGGGACACCACCAUGUCUUCCAUGGAAGGUUGUGCUGGGAAAAAAUGCUCUUGGCCUCGCCAGCACGGGCAGGAAAGUCCUGAAUCACCAACAACUGUAAAAACGACACGUCAGAUGAGUCCACAUAGCAUAAAUUCAGUGGUGGCCUUCUCGGUUGUGUCACCCGAGAUUAAGCAGGCCAUCGAGAGCGUCAAGUACAUCGCUGAGAACAUGAGGAGCCGAAACAAAGCCAAAGAGGUGGAAGAUGACUGGAAGUACGUCGCCAUGGUGAUUGACAGAAUCUUCCUAUGGGUGUUUGUGACUGUGUGCGUCCUGGGGACCGUGGGCCUCUUCAUGCAACCUCUUUUUGGAUUUGUCUCAUAACCCCUCCUUAAUCAGGGUUUACUGCUCCCAUGAUUGGACCAUUCUAAAGAAAUGAUCCAUUUGAUGACAAAAAAUGUACUUAGAAAGCACUUAUUGAUUGGCUCGUUUUGCUUUUUGCCUUUUGCAAAGAGCAGCACACAUUUUAAUGCCUUAAUUUUAUGCUUAUUAACGCUGCAUAUUAUUUUACCCCAUUUACUCCCAAAUUAAUCCCAUGGUAUAAGAAGGCUUCCUCAUUAAACUUUUAUAAAUAAUUUCUAAACAAGACAUUUUUCCAUUAUAAUCGCUGCAAAUCAUGAAUGAAGCAGCUAAUAUCUGGCUUGUUUUAGCUAUUGCUGAGCUUCUGUACUAUUCAAUUUACAUAAACUGCUUGUGCGGGCACUUGGCAACCUUAUUCAAGAUGGGGCAAUUGCUGAUUACAAAAGCUACUGCCAUUUAGAAAUUGCAAAAAGGCAAAACAGUAGGGCUAAUUAUUGGAGACACUUGUUUUAGGGCAGCGCUUGAGUUUUUGAAACUUCACACAAAUAAUACUUCAAAAGACAACUCCCUACUGGCUCUGUUGAUCAUGUGUGUAUUUUAAUGCUUUCUUUAAUUUAUUAUAUAAAACAGUUUAGAAUCCCUUGCGAGGGAAUUCAAUUUAUACUCUUCUGUAUAUUUGUAGUUGCAUAUCACACCAAAAAACACAUCACAUACCCGCUGGCAUGCUGGGAGAAUUGUCAGAGUAAAGUUAAAAAUCGUACUGCUGGCGCUGGGUGUCGGUCUCUGAGGGCCACUAACUAGACUGCAUGUUCUCCUCCAGCAGGCCUGAUUCAAACGAUCAGGACUGAUAUCCGGCCGGCUCUUACAGAGCUUGUCGAUGAGCUGAUCAUUUGGUGUGUUGGAAGAGCAAAACAUUUAAAGUAUGCGAGAUAGUGGCCUUCGAGGACCUGGGUUUGUCACCUGUGAGCUGGCGUAUGGAUUUAAUGCCUUGCUGAAAGGCACUAAGACAAUAGUCAGGAAGCAGUCUAGCAUCUGUCCAACUAUUCCUUUUUGUCUGUAGCAGCACUUGAUCCACCACACAUUUUUAAAAACUCACAUGACACAUUUUUUU